AUGGUUCAAUUGCCGGAGGCCAUAAAUUCAAUGUUCGACUGGUACAGGAAAGCAGCUCGGUGUUACGCGUACCUGUCUGAUGUCUCUAGCCAGCCUCUCAGCUCCGAUCAAGACAGCUCCACCAACACCGCGCUCCAGGUCUCGGGGACGAAGACGCAUUCGGUUCAAGUCGAUGGUUUACCCGCGGCUGGACAUUGCAGGAGCUUCUUGCCCCAGCUUCUGCCCAGUUUUUUUUCCGAAAACGGUAGUCUGUUAGGGACCGAGGCCACCCUUUCACGAUUGGUAAGUGACAUCGAAGGCAUCAGUCGAAGGGCUCUACAUGGACGCCUCUUCUCCGACUUCGAUGUCGAGACACGGUUCGCUUGGGCCAUGAAUCGUGACCCUUGGCGACAAGAAGACCAGGUAUACUGUCUCCUCGGUAACUUCGGCGUGCGGAUGAAGCCGCACUAUGGAAAGGGAAUGGAAAGCGCCAUUGUACGCUUGCGCAGGAAAAUUGACUGGUCGAAUGACAUACCACAAGAUUCAGAACUCGACGGAACGGAGCCUGCUUGGCUUCCGUACGUGCCACCAAAGAUGUGUCGGACUGAAUAUCUGAGCUUCAAGGUUCAGGUUCAAACGAAAUUCAAAGACAUAUAG
Cladophialophora bantiana CBS 173.52 is the source of this 636-nucleotide messenger RNA. RefSeq lists its product as uncharacterized. The coding region runs from base 1 to 636 and encodes 211 amino acids. NCBI's taxonomy places the organism in Eukaryota, Fungi, Ascomycota, Eurotiomycetes, Chaetothyriales, Herpotrichiellaceae. The transcript has a single exon. The record is from RefSeq and is a predicted model, not a curated record.